AUUAUUAUUAAUCUCAAGGGGGGCUAAUAAUGCGAUUCUGCCCUCGCCAGGGAUCUCCACCAGGGCAAAGCGCGGAGAGGGCAGGGAAUCCCCCGCUCCGCAGGCCAGGAGUGGGCGCAGCGGUGAUGGGGGGCUGAACUCCCGUGCCACUUUCGGCAGGAGUAGCACGUGGAAAGAUCCUGUCUCUCCAAAAGGGCUCCGGGACGCUCAGCCCGCAAUCGGGGGCGGGGGAAGAGAGACUAAAUAACGGCAAAGCCCCAACUUUUGGGAUUUCAAAUCCCGAAGUCUUUGAGGGCGUCGCUCUCUUACUUUGGCUGAUAUUAACAAUUGAUACGAUCGCUCAGGAGGAUCCCUUUUGUAGCUUCCCCUAGAUCGGCUGGGAAAUUGUGAAUCAAAUCAUAAAAGUUGCUUCACGAAGCAAAAUAGUUUGGGGGGGGGGGCUGAGAGAGGAGAUCUCCUGCUGCAGAAGAUGCCGGGGCUGCAAUAGAAAGCGCUUCUGCCCACUUUUAAGUGCCUGCCGGUUCGGUCCAGCAUGGCUGUGUAUGCCCUCACCGGCUUCUCCCUCGUCAGCCUGCUGAGUUUCGGCUACCUCUCCUGGGACUGGAUGAAGCCCGGCUUGGUGGGCGAAGUGCCCGGGGACCCGAUGGGCAAGCCUCUCCCGGCGGCUGGUGCUGCUGCUGCUGCUUCUGCCGCUCUGGCCAGGCCGCCCCACCUCAUCUUCAUCCUGACGGACGACCAAGGCUUCCAUGACGUGGGCUACCACGGCUCCGAUAUCCAGACCCCGACGCUGGACAGGCUAGCGGCCGAAGGGGUGAAGCUGGAGAACUAUUACAUCCAACCCAUCUGCACCCCUUCCAGGAGCCAGCUCAUCACGGGCAGGUACCAAAUCCAUACCGGCCUUCAGCACUCCAUCAUCCGCCCCCGGCAACCCAACUGUUUGCCCUUGAACCAGGUCACUCUUCCCCAGAAGCUGCAGGAAGCUGGCUAUUCCACGCACAUGGUGGGCAAGUGGCACUUGGGCUUCUACAGGAAAGAGUGCCUGCCCACUCGCCGGGGCUUUGACACUUUCCUUGGCUCGCUGACCGGGAAUGUGGAUUACUACACCUAUGACAAUUGUGACGGGCCGGGUGUUUGCGGCUACGACCUUCAUGACGGCGAGAACGUGGCCUGGGAACAAAGUGGCAAAUAUUCCACUUUCCUCUACGCCCAGCGAGUCAACAAAAUCCUCGCCGCCCACAACCCCAAGGAGCCCAUUUUUAUCUACGUAGCCUUCCAAGCUGUGCACACACCGCUGCAGUCCCCGAAGGAGUACAUCUACCGCUACCACUCCAUGGGCAACGUUGCGCGGCGUAAAUACGCCGCCAUGGUCACGUGCAUGGAUGAAGCGGUGAAGAACAUCACCUGGGCGCUCAAGAAGUACGGCUACUAUGAAAACAGUGUGGUCGUGUUCUCCACCGACAACGGCGGGCAGACCUUUUCCGGGGGAAGCAACUGGCCUCUGCGAGGUCGCAAAGGGACUUACUGGGAAGGAGGUGUUCGUGGAAUUGGCUUUGUGCACAGCCCGCUGAUUAAACGCAAGCGGAGAACCAGCAGGGCCCUGAUUCACAUCACGGACUGGUACCCAACUCUGGUGACCUUGGCCAGGGGCAACUUGUCUGAGGCAGACAGUUUGGACGGCUAUAACGUGUGGCCAGCGAUCAGCGAGGGCAAAGAGUCUCCCCGCGUGGAAAUCCUGCAUAACAUUGACCCUCUUUAUAACCAUGCUAAAUAUGGCUCUUUGGAGAGAGGUUUUGGCAUAUGGAAUACGGCAGUGCAGGCCUCGGUGCGGGUAGGAGACUGGAAGCUUCUUACUGGAGACCCUGGUUACAGUGACUGGAUCCCGCCACAGACUCUGACCAACUUCCCAGGGAGCUGGUGGAACCUGGAGCGCCUGACGGACGGCCUACGCAAAUCCGUCUGGCUCUUCAACAUCACCGCUGACCCAUACGAGCGCUACGAUCUGUCGGACCAGCGACCCGACGUGGUGAGGGCUCUCCUCAUCAGACUCGUCCGUUACAACCAGACGGCCAUUCCGGUCAGAUACCCAGCAGAAAAUCCUCGCGCCCACCCGGAUUUCAAUGGUGGUGCCUGGGGUCCUUGGGCGACGGAAGAGGAGGACGUGUGGGAGGGAGGACACGGAAAACUGAAAAAUAAAAACCGGAAGAAGAAGUGCAAGAUCUGCAAGCUGCGCUCCUUCUUCCGGAAGCUGAACACCAGGUUGAUGUCCAACCGCAUCUGAGGGAGUAGGUAGGGGUGGUGCCAGACGCAGCCUCAAGGGGGUGCAGUUCCAAAUAGAAUCCAUGGGACAGUUUAAUCCCCCCCCAUACCUAGUGCGUGAAAUGGGUUGGGAUGCUAGUCCACUUCUUUUCCAGUGGAAGUAGGGCCCCUCCAGGUGGCCUUUUUAUUGUGCAUUCAUGAUGGUUUGUACUCAUGGUGGUAUCUGGGGAGUUAUAUGCAAUCCUGCUUUCAAACGGUUUGCACCUGCAACAGUUUUGGGGCGGAUGGACUGCCUUGUUUCCAGUAAGCGCACGUCCCGUAACUCCCUGCUGAAAUCCUGCAACUUUUUAUCCACAAAUAUUCUGUUUUUGUUUGUUUGUGUGGGUCCUGGUUUUCUUGCGCUAUAGUGCAAGAGUGUCCCUCUAGGUGGCAAUAAUGCACUAACAUUGGGGAAGCACUAAUAAAGCGGAAUGUUGCGUGAACAGUCCAGUAUAAACCCACCACUGAUGUACUAUUAUUGGAUCAAUGACAUGUUACGGAAAGAAAUCCCGGUCUGGAAGGGCCUUUAAUAAAGUUUGACCUAACCCAC
This is a messenger RNA of Lacerta agilis (Sand lizard), 2845 nucleotides long. RefSeq names its product arylsulfatase family member I (gene ARSI). Lineage: Eukaryota; Metazoa; Chordata; Lepidosauria; Squamata; Lacertidae. Bases 533 to 2278 code for a protein of 581 amino acids. The record is from RefSeq and is a predicted model, not a curated record. The transcript is spliced from 2 exons.